Molecule: messenger RNA, 2226 nt
Organism: Anopheles stephensi (Asian malaria mosquito)
Lineage: Eukaryota; Metazoa; Arthropoda; Insecta; Diptera; Culicidae
Product: protein MTO1 homolog, mitochondrial
Exons: 4
Coding region: 69-2069 (666 amino acids)
Biological process (GO): tRNA methylation; tRNA wobble uridine modification
Cellular component (GO): cytosol
Molecular function (GO): flavin adenine dinucleotide binding
Source: RefSeq, a predicted model, not a curated record
ACACGCAAUGUUUGAAUAACCGGUGCAGUUGUCAAACUUGCAGCAAUAUAAAAUUACCUUGCAGCGAAAUGUUACGGCAAGGCCGGUUUUGGCGAGCAGUUUCCUCACGUAUCUUUACUGGGGACCCGUUCGGAAAUGGCCUUCGCCGUGCUCUCUCGUCAUCGCCAUCAGCUUGCGAUUCGUUCGAUGUUAUAGUGGUCGGAGGCGGACAUGCAGGGACCGAGGCAUGCAGUGCAGCCGCCCGCAUGGGAGCACGGACGUUGUUGGUAACGCAGAAACGGUCCACCAUCGGAGAAAUGUCUUGCAAUCCGUCCUUCGGUGGUAUUGGCAAGGGCCAUCUCAUCCGUGAGGUGGACGCGCUGGAUGGUGUUUGUGCGCGAUGUUGCGAUCGUAGCGGUGUCCAGUAUAAGGUGUUGAACCGACGGAAGGGGCCGGCGGUGUGGGGUCCCCGGGCUCAAAUUGACCGGAAGCUGUACAAACGCGAAGUGCAACAAACGCUCGCAAGCACACCCAAUCUCACGAUAAUCGAAGCAUCGGUAGAGGACAUUGUGUUGGCCAGCGGUGAACAACCUCGGUUGGCUGGAGUAACGUUAGCCGACGGCCGUACGAUUGGAGCGAACAGUCUAGUCAUUACCACCGGUACGUUUCUACGAGGCCAGAUAAACAUUGGACUUGAAACGCGUCCCGCCGGAAGAAUCGGAGACGAACCGGCCAUUGGGCUAGCGAAAAGUAUCGAACAGUUGGGCUUCCGGUUGGGCCGCUUGAAGACCGGCACACCGCCUCGCAUUCAUCGGGACUCGAUCCGCUUCGAGCAACUGGCGCGCCAUCCGGGUGAUGAUCCUCCGGUCCCUUUUUCGUUUCUUAACGAUCGGGUGUGGCUCGAACCGGACCAACAGCUGGACUGUUUUCUCACGCAGACGACGGCCCGGGUGAACGACAUCGUACUGCGGAAUCUGCACUGCAAUCGACACGUCACUGAGGAGCUAACCGGGCCACGCUACUGUCCCUCGAUCGAAUCCAAGAUAUUGCGCUUUGGCCACAAGCUGCACCAGAUAUGGCUCGAGCCGGAAGGUUUCGACAGUGAACUGAUCUAUCCGAAUGGACUGUCCUGCACACUUCCAGCGGAUGAACAGGUUAAGCUGGUGCGCUGCCUCGAGGGACUCGAACAGGCCGAAGUGGUUCGCCCCGGGUACGGCGUUGAGUACGAUUUUGUAGAUCCUCGCGAACUGUUCCCAACGCUCGAAACCAAACGCGUCAAGGGAUUGUUCUUGGCGGGUCAAAUCAACGGCACGACGGGUUACGAAGAAGCAGCCGCACAGGGUCUUCUGGCGGGUGCUAAUGCGGGUGCCAAUGCGCUCGCCCGGACACCGCUCACCGUGAGUCGGACCGAGGGCUACCUUGGUGUGCUUGUGGAUGAUUUGACCACGCUCGGGACGAACGAACCGUACCGCAUGUUUACAAGUCGCGCUGAGUUCCGGCUCAGUUUGCGUCCCGAUAACGCAGAUCUGCGGCUCACGGAGAAGGGUUUUGCCAUGGGGUUAGUGUCCCAGGAACGCCUGCAACGAACAGUGUCCAUACGGCAGCGAUUAGCCCAGGCGGUGGAGCUUCUGCGGGACGUCAAGAAGGGUAGCAACCAAUGGCGUACAGCGAUGCAGCUACCACCGGCCAAGGCAAGCGUCUACAAAAGUGCCUUCGAGAUGUUGGCCAUCUCGAACGACGCAAUCACCACCGAGCGGGUGUGUGCUGUUGAACCGACCAUGCUUGGCUGGAUUCUGGACGAUCCCGAGCUUUGCCAGAGACUUAAGAUCGAAGCACUGUACAGCCUUUCGAUCGAGGAUCAGUCGCGUGAAGUUGAGGAAGUGUUACGGAACGAGAGCUUAAGGAUACCGAACGCGAUCGAUUACUUAUCGAAAUCUCUAAAUCUUUCGUUCGAAGAGCAAGAAAAACUGGUCAAAAUUCAACCGCAAACGAUUGCUGCCGCUAGUCGUAUUCAAGGAAUAACGCCAUCGUCCAUCGUGCGGCUUGUAAAAUAUGUAAAGCAACAUGAACUUAGCGCAGGUGCCGUCUAGUGACCCUAGAUCCUACUAAGCAGGAGCUAUUCUCCAUCAGUCUACAAAAAUCGUUCUGAACGAAUUGCUCGAUUUGUUUUAAGCUUGUUAUAAUGUUUGGUGGUAAAUAAAUAGGUAUAUAAAUAACUUUCCGUUCCAAACGAUCGGACUCUACGGU